This is a messenger RNA of Tarenaya hassleriana, 1698 nucleotides long. RefSeq lists its product as uncharacterized. The record is from RefSeq and is a predicted model, not a curated record. The transcript has 3 exons. Bases 171 to 1433 code for a protein of 420 amino acids. Lineage: Eukaryota; Viridiplantae; Streptophyta; Magnoliopsida; Brassicales; Cleomaceae.
GAAGAAGAAGACGAAGACGACGACACAUCCUCGUUCAUGAAGAUCAAUUGAUUCCUGCUUCUUCACACCCUAAUCUCUCUCUCUCUCUCUCUCUCUCUCUCUCUCUUGCAUACUCACAGAUUCCAAAUUUCGAAGAAGAAGAAGAAGAAGAAGAAAUCGACGGAGUUGCGAUGGACCCUUGCCCAUUUGUACGGCUCACCGUUGAUUCUCUGGCGCUAAAGCUGCCGGAGACGGCCAGUAACAAACCAUCCGGCGGUGGAGUACACCCUUCGGCGACGCCGUGCUACUGCAAGCUCCGGAUCAAGCACUUUCCCUCCCAGACAGCCCUUCUCCCACUCUCCUCCUCCUCUUCUCCGCCGGAAUCCGCCGCAUCGUCGCCGGGGUUCCACCUCGACGCCGAAGCUCUCCGGAGGAUAUCCGGCAAGAAGAUCCCCCUCCGCGUGUCGGUCUACGCCGGUCGGAUGGGCCGCACGUGCGGCGUAGCCUCUGGGAAGCUCCUCGGACGCGUCGAUGUGGCCGUGGAUCUCGCAGCGGCGAUCGCUAGAACCGUCGUGUUCCACAGCGGAUGGAAGAAGCUCGGCGGAGAUGGAGAGAAGGAGAAACCAUCAGCGAGGCUUCACCUGGUGGUUAAGGCCGAACCUGACCCCAGGUUUGUGUUCCAAUUCGGCGGCGAACCGGAGUGUAGUCCGGUGGUUUUCCAGAUUCAGGGGAAUAUCAGACAACCUGUGUUUAGCUGCAAGUUUAGCGCCGACCGUAACGGAAGAUCUCGAUCUCUACCCUCAGGUUUCACAUACAGCAGCCGAGGGUGGAUCACGAGAACACUAUCGGGAGAAACUCGGGAGAAGAAACAAGCAAAGGAGCGAAAAGGAUGGAUGAUAACGAUCCACGAUCUCUCUGGCUCACCUGUAGCGGCAGCGUCAAUGAUCACUCCUUUUGUACCUUCACCAGGCUCGGACCGUGUCUCUCGUUCUAACCCAGGAGCCUGGCUGAUCCUUAGGCCACACGGUAACUCAGUCAGCAGCUGGAAGCCAUGGGGCCGCCUCGAGGCUUGGCGCGAACGAGGUGCCAUUGAUGGCCUAGGUUACAGUUUCGAGCUUGUACGAGACAACACUACAACCACUCGCAUCCCAAUUGCAGAAGGAACAAUGAGCGUGAAGAGAGGAGGAAAGUUCAGCAUAGACAGCAAACUGACGAGAGAGAUACAAAGAUCAUCGCCGGUGAAAGGGUUCGUGAUGGGAUCGAGCGUGGAAGGGGAAGGGAAAGUGAGCAAGCCGGUAGUAGAGGUGGGAGCUCAGCACGUGACGUGCAUGGCCGACGCUGCUCUGUUCGUGGCUCUGUCCGCAGCCGUUGACCUCAGCAUGGACGCUUGUCAGCUCUUCUCUCGCAAACUCAGGAAAGAGCUUUGCCACGAUGAACACUGCUCUCUUUCUUGAACACCAAGAACCCAUGACGGAGACAAGAACUUAUACCGACCGGUUAUGACUGACUAUGUUUCAGGAUGAUUUCGGUUUUUGGAUUGUGCUUUUUUUUCCCCCCAUUUCAGGUAAUUCGUUGAUUGGUUUGUUAAUACGUUGAGGGUUUUGAUUUCGAUGAGAAAAUUGUACAGACAACGGUCUAGUGUUGUUUGUAUUUAUUCAUUUAUUUUCAUUCUUUCCCUGUUUUUAUGGUAAAUGGUAUAAUAAAUUAUAUAUAUGUAUA